UCUUUAAUUGGUGAACAACCGCUACUACUAUGGCCAUCAGAGACAUGUCCCUUCCAAGCCCAACAGCCCUAGAAUUUUGCCUCAAACUCUGUAUAUAGUCUAUUCUUUCUAUUUUACCAAUCAAACCUACCAAUCCUUUCUCUCAAAUAUUUUCCUGUUCUUCUUUCCCAGAAACAUCAUCCUCUUCCUCUGGCUACGUCUCUUUACUGUUAACUUACCUUACAAGUGCUACUAUUGUUAAUUUAGUGCUCCGGCUCGGUUAUUAUGGCUGCUUCUACAACCAAUGCAGAUGGGCUGAAACUUGCAGUAAUUGUGGUUUUCGUCCUUUGUCUCAUGUUUCUACCACCACAAUCAGCUGCUCAAGGCAUGGUACUUUCAAGCAACAGUGAGAAUUUGCAGCAGAAAAGGAAGAAUACGGUGUUGGGUUCAAAGCCUCCAGGUUGUGUAGACAAGUGCUUCAGUUGCAGACCUUGCAUGGCUACUCUGGUAGUUCCUUCUCAUCAAAACAAAGGUCGCAAGUUUAAACCAUUAUCUCGUGGAGACGAUGAUGAUGGUGGCUACUAUCUUCUCUCAUGGAAAUGCAAAUGUGGAGAUAAGCUCUUUCAACCAUGAACUCCAUACAUGUAAUAAAACAAAACAAAACAAAACAAAAACCUUCCCUUAGUAAUUAUCUGUGUCAACCUCUUUUCUACUUCGUGCAACUACCAGUGAUGAAUGAUAAUUUAUCAAUAUUUUAAGAUGUAUUAAUUUUAUAUUACCAUGCUUGUGUACUGUGAACAUUGUUGCACAUGCAUGCAGAUGUAAGAAGAUAAGAGAAAAGACUAAUCUCUGGUAAGAGAAUAGCUGUUGUUGUUCAUAAAUGCAAUGGCAUAUGGAAGUGUCAAGUCCUCAUGAGUUGAGUGAUAAUUCAUAAGCAAACAGUGAAGUUUUUGGAAGCUUUUGUUGAUGGUAAUGGUGGGGAAAGUUAACACUGAAACUUGGUGGGUACCCUAUGAUUCUCUAAUCUAUCCACUGAUAAAGCAUGAGCUUUGAACAUUGUUUUUCCUGUUUCAAUAAUUCAAGUAAAUUUUACAUCAAACAGUUGAUGUUUUGGAC
This is a messenger RNA of Manihot esculenta (cassava), 1095 nucleotides long. RefSeq names its product EPIDERMAL PATTERNING FACTOR-like protein 8. Bases 265 to 612 code for a protein of 115 amino acids. The transcript is spliced from 2 exons. The record is from RefSeq and is a predicted model, not a curated record. Gene Ontology annotation, biological process: guard cell differentiation; stomatal complex development. NCBI's taxonomy places the organism in Eukaryota, Viridiplantae, Streptophyta, Magnoliopsida, Malpighiales, Euphorbiaceae.